Molecule: messenger RNA, 619 nt
Organism: Salvelinus sp. IW2-2015
Lineage: Eukaryota; Metazoa; Chordata; Actinopteri; Salmoniformes; Salmonidae
Source: RefSeq, a predicted model, not a curated record
AAAAAUGGUCCUGGCUGUCAGACCCAGAGCUGUUGUUGACUAUUUACAAAUCUGAUCAGGAGCUCAUGCUGGUACUGUUACUUGACUCAGCACACAGAACAUGUGUCUGAUCAUUCUCAACCAGCCUUUGGAAAAAGACUACCUGCACACACAGAAGUGUCGGUUGAUAGAGACAGCAGAUCAGGAACUGACUGACUUCACUAAAUGUCCGGCCAUCAUGGAGAGGGAGAUCAAAAAGACACCGCUUCAGGGCAGGCGACACAGGUUGGGAGUGAAUCUAGCACUGGAGGGGAGAUGGUGCAGUCGAAUAGCUAUAGGAGGACCAUGCAGAACACACACCACUGGACUCAAAUGGAUCCUGGACAACCAGGUUCUGCAGUUCGGGAGGCUGGUGAACACGUCCAACACCUACGAGCCCGUCAGCCAGGGAGACCAGAGGAAGCCUGUAACCGUGACUACAGACCAGCCGUUGCUCUGGAGCAUGGGCAUCUGCAGGGACAAGAAAUUACAUAAUCGACCAGGGUGCUCCACCCUCUGCCAGCACGGGGGGGGGGGGGCGGCAUACUCUCAAUGGUGGAUUGUAGGGUGCAAGUCUACGGUUUGGAACCCAGCACCUUAA